CUCAACGGGACGCACGCAACGCGACGACCAUGGCCGCAGCCUCCACGAAGUCCGACCGCGCGGCCCUCCUCAAGGCCUUCGACGAGGCCCGCACCGGCGUCCGCGGCCUCGUCGAGUCCGGCGUCUCCACCGUCCCCGACCUCUUCGUCCACACCAACCCCUAUGCCUCAGUCCAGCUUGCUCCCCCGGGCGUCUCCAUCCCCGUCGUUGACCUUUCCCUCCCCGCGCACGUCGCUGCCGCCGCCGCCGCGGCGGCCGCCCGCGACUGGGGCUUCUUCCACCUCGUCAACCACGAGGUCCUUGUCCCCUCCGGCCACCCCGCGAGGGCCCUCACCGCGGUGCGCGCCUUCAACGAGCUCCCCGCCCCCGAGCGCGCGGCGCACUACGGCCGGGCCUUGUCGGGCGGGGUUAGCUACUCCUCGAACGUCGACCUGUUCCUGUCCCCCGCGGCGAGCUGGCGCGACACCGUCCAGGUGUUGUUCGGGCCUACGCCGCCCAACGCCGAACGCAUACCGUCGGUGUGCCGCUCUGAAGUCAUCGAGUGGGAAGCGCACGCCGCCGCGGUGGCCCGCGCCGUGAUGGCGCUGCUCUCACAGGGGCUCGGGCUCGGGGAUGCGGCGCUGGAGGAGACCUCGUGCCUGGAAGGGAAGCUCAUGGUCUGCCAUUACUACCCGGUGUGCCCCGAGCCUGAGCGCACCAUGGGCUUAGUCCCGCACACCGACCCCGGCGUGCUCACCGUCCUUGAGCAGGAUGGCGUUGGUGGUUUGCAGGUGAAGCACACGAAUGGGGACGGGGAGAGCUUCUGGGUGGACGUGAGGCCUGCACCGGGCGCGCUUGUGAUCAAUGUCGGGGACCUCUUGCAGAUAAUGUCAAAUGAUAAGUACAAGAGCGUCGAACACAGGGUGGUGAUGAAUUCGGGUGAAGAAGCUAGAGUUUCACUUGCUGUCUUUUUCAAUCCUGGAAAGCGAGGGGAAUCAGUUUUGUAUGGGCCAUUGCCAGAGCUGGUUUCUACAGAAAACCCACCAAAGUACAGGCGUUUCGCGAUGCCUGAGUUUUUGGGGGCCUUCUUCAAACGAGACCUUGCUAGCAAAGCUCUACUUGAGCACUUCAAACUGUGAGAUGAAUCAAACGCCACCAAACAAUGUUUAAGCUUGUGUACGUGUAAGUUUUACAGUAUGUAGCCAUCCCAGUGCCAGUGAUGUUCUGUGAGAUUGCGGUACAAUUAUUCUACCUUACACAGUGCAUGCUUCUAUCUGUUUCAUUGUUUCUCCAUAGUCGUACAUCCCAAAUUAAAUGCUAGUUUUAUUUUUCAUUGUGUAAGCAUCACAUGUUUCAGGCAUGUAAUUAUCAAAUGGACCAAAAUGUACACUGUAUGUUGUAUAUUAUUUCUGCAGCUACCAUCA
This is a messenger RNA of Triticum aestivum (bread wheat), 1403 nucleotides long. Its product is annotated as 1-aminocyclopropane-1-carboxylate oxidase homolog 4. The transcript is spliced from 2 exons. Bases 30 to 1118 code for a protein of 362 amino acids. The record is from RefSeq and is a predicted model, not a curated record. NCBI's taxonomy places the organism in Eukaryota, Viridiplantae, Streptophyta, Magnoliopsida, Poales, Poaceae.